Molecule: messenger RNA, 740 nt
Organism: Aedes aegypti (yellow fever mosquito)
Lineage: Eukaryota; Metazoa; Arthropoda; Insecta; Diptera; Culicidae
Product: 3-oxoacyl-[acyl-carrier-protein] reductase FabG
Exons: 2
Molecular function (GO): oxidoreductase activity
Source: RefSeq, a predicted model, not a curated record
ACUCUAUAGUAUAAAUAUUGAUAACGAUAAAGUUAUUCAAUAGCGCAAACAGGAAAGGUGUCAAGAUUAGGUCUUGUAAAAUAAAAUGCAGGCAACCGACUGGCAGUCAGUUCAGUAACAUCAUUCAAAUGAGCUACAAUUCUGCAAUGGAUCUCUCCGGAAAGGUUAUUAUAGUCACAGGAGCAAGUAGUGGAAUCGGGGCUGCCACGGCCACAUAUCUAACCCAACUGGGUGCAAUCGUCGUUUUGACCGGUAGAAACGUCGAAAAUCUCAAUAAAAUUGGUCGCGAAUGUGAAGCCAUUGGGAAACAAAAGCCUCUAAUAAUCGUGGCCGACGUGACAAAAACGGAAGACAACCUCCGGGUGAUUGACGGAACGAUUAAGAAGUUCGGCAGAUUGGACGUGUUGGUCAACAAUGCUGGCAAGGGACAGAAUGGGACCAUCGAAAGUACCAGUCUGGAACAAUUUGACGACAUAAUGGAAACCAACUUGAGAAGCGUCUAUCACCUGACCAAACUGGCCGUGCCUCACCUCAUCAAAAGCAAAGGCAACAUCGUCAACGUGUCCAGCGUGGCGGGGACAAGGUCGUUUGCCAACUCUUUGUCCUAUUGUGUUUCGAAGGCUGCGUUGGAUCAGUUUACGCGAUGUGUCGCGCUAGAGCUUGCGCCGAAGCAAGUCAGAGUCAACUCUGUUAAUCCAGCGGUGAUUGUAACGAACUUCCAGACUCCGCUGGAAGACAAC